GGAGGGUGCUGAGGCCCUGGCACAUAUUGACCAGAGAAGCUGUGGCUGUCCCAUCCCUGGAAGUGUCCAAGGCCAGGCUGUGCAGGCUUGGGGCUCUCUGAUCCAGUGGAAGGUGUCCCUGCUCGUGGUAUGAUCAAGGUGCUGUACCAUGUCCAGGUAGGACACUGCCAGCGUAACAAGCAUCCCAAGACAGCCUCUCCCAGGCCUUGAGCUCGGGUGGCUCCUCUGCUUCCUGCAGCAGCUGGGCGAGGGAGAAGAGCUGGGAUAGCCCCACGUAUCCAGCCGCUGCCCACAGCACCCCUAGGAUGGAUUCCAAAGGCAACGUCCGAAGCGGAAACAAACCCGACGCCAAGGCCGCCAGCUCCGGGAAGCCGGAAAAGCCCAACCCCGGGCCUGCCACGAAUGCAGACAAGAAGGAGGCCCCCAAAGAGCAGCCUGCUCCUGCCACGGCCACCAAGAAGGCAGCAGGUGACGCUGCCAUCGCCAACAACCACAGCAACCUGAAGCCCGGCCCCGCCGGCACGGAGCCGCAGGAGGCCAGCGGGCAGUCCCCUGACUCUGACCACAAGGGAAACAGCUCCGAGGAGUCCCCGGGCGGCUUCUUCGACAACAUGAAGCCCUUGAUCAUCGUGGGAGGAGUGGCGGUGGCCGCGCUGGCUGUGAUUGUGGGAGUGGCUUUCCUAGCCCGGAAAAAAUGAAGACCGAGACGGGGUGGGGAUGAGGAACCCAGCCCAGCUGUACAGCUCCUUUUGAGACAAAUGCAUGCAGAGAAAUUCUAUACAUAGCUAUAUAUAUAGAGAGCGAGCUAGAUAGGCCAACAACAAACACCAACUGCAACUCCAGGGUCUUGUUCAAGACGACUGUGCCAGUCUGACCCGCUGUGGGUAACUCCAUGCACUCAGUGUGUUCUUUCAUGUAAUAUAUCUUGGCUUAUACCGCUGUGUAUAGAUUACAGCUUCUCCUGAUCGGUGUAAAUGACGGUGUCCCCUCCCCUCCCCUGCUGUCCUCCCUGGGAGACACCUCCCCUCCCCUCCUUGCAGUCCCGUUUUCAAGUCCAAAGUGUUCUAUGUCCCAUUCAGAGUCCCAAUUUGUGUUUUGGUUUCUGUUUGGUUCUGUUUUAACUUGGGCUGUGGUAAAGAAGAUGGAAGGGGAGUGCUAAGGCCCAGCUCUCCUGUCACACUGGGCUGGGGGUGUUUUUCCAGCCCCAUCCCAGGACAAGGGAAGCGCAGGGGCAGUGGCAGGGAAGAGGCAGCUCCCUGACCCAACAGCCAUGGGCGAUCCCUAAUCGGUGUCUGUGCAUCUGCCCCUCAUCAUCCCACCUUGGAACGCCGGCCUGGGAAGUGCUCCGGAGGAACCAGGGUGGCUGUGGCGUGGCAGAGCCCGGUGUGAGCCUGGAUGUCACAUCAGGUCACUCCUCUGGCUGAGCUGCCAGCGGGACAGUGACCAGAGGGGCUGUGCUGUGGCCCAGAGAAGUCCCAUUGCAGCCUUCAGGAUCCCAGGGCUCGCCAGGGUCACGUGGGCAGCGUUUGGAAUAGAGAGACUUUGUUUUGGAUCUAGUAUUUCCUAAUGUUAGGCUGGGUUUUGCAGGGUGCUGUGGGCUCAGUCCAAGCUCCCUCGAGGUUGGCUGGACUAUUUGUGUUCAUUUUUUGGGGUUUUGGAUAAGGCCUUUCACUGGAUUUUUUUUUCCCCGCUGAAGGCUGUGGUCUCUCAGCAUAUGGGAAGACAGGAAAAUGGGGAGAAAUGAGCUGGUGUUAGGGGCAGAGAGGACCUGGGACCCAAUGAGAGUAACACUAACCUACCUGCUUUAUACCAGGGAACCCCCUUCAAGGGCACUUGAAGGAUUUCUUGCCUCCCUCUUGUGACAGUAGUAACAGGGAUUUGUAACUCGUCCACACUUUGGAAAUGGAAACAAAUUCCUGGCCCUCAGGAGCAGCCUGAUUUCAUGGGUGAGUACCUUGGCUCCCAAGCCAGAUCUUGUGAGGGGGAGGAGAGAGGGUGUUUAGUGCUUUGGCCGGUGCUCAGCACUAAACAGCAAGGGGUGAGGAGCUCUGCCUCUGAAAGCUUCCAUUAGGCUUCUCUUGGCUGCUGCAAAACAGUGUUACAAAAACCCCUUACAUUUUGGGUUGAAGUGGGGUCAGAGAUGAGAUGAGGUCCAGUGGGAGCUCGGCAGCGGCCACAGCCCAUGGGCAGGGCAGGAGUGAUGGUUAGAAAGGGGCUGUGACACAGUGGGGUGAGCUCUGUUACAGAGCCCAUCGAUCACCUUUAACUGGGAUGGAUGGAUGGAUGGAUGGAUGGAUGGAUGGAUGGAUGGAUGGAUGGAUGGAUGGAUGGAUGGAUGGAUUCAGGGGCUGUAGGGAUAGAGGGGGAUGUGCAUUCAUUCCUCAGGUGCUGCCUAUGCAGUGUCUGCCUCUGGCACAGUCCCUGGAUGGGAUGGUGUGGGGGUAUAACCUGACCUGGCAAUUCUGCUCUUGGCUUGUGUCUGUCUUAUUCACCUCCAAAACUGAAUGCACAUGGGCUUGGAAUGCAUGGCUACUCCUGUGGUGAGCUCAGAAAAUAUUCCCAAGGGUGUGUGGCCUCUGGGAAUAUCAGGCACUGUGUCCUGGUGCAGAUGGAAGUUGAUGCCUCCACCUUUGCCAGCACAGAGGCAGAAGCAGGCGUGUUGGGCUCACAGGAGUUUUGGGAAGCAGGGCUACAGCUCCACGUGAGAUCCUGGUAGCCUAAAACACUCUUGGCAUGAGCUGUGGAUGUGUAUCCAGCAGCAGUGUGUCACUUACAGCCUGGGGAAGGGUUAGAAGCAGGAGGGUCCUCCUCUCCCCUCAGCAGCACAACUUGGCAGGGAAAUUUUCACAGGGAGUUUUGCUAACGUUGCUCAGAAGGAAAUCAGCCCCUCCUGUUCUGGUUCAUGUUUUGCCGUCUAAGGUAGUGAUUUUCAGACAGUGACUUAUGUUUUCAAGAGAUGUUUCUGCCUUUCCUGCCCCCUCCCUCCCUCUCAGCUCUGGCCUAGGAUUGUUUUCAGCAGUGUGUGACAUUAGGCACAGCAUCUAUCUGUUCUGCCCUGACCAGCAUAGAUAGAUCAGAGGAGGAAAGGGAAGCACCUGCUCCACUCGAGUCUCCAGUUUUCCUUUCUAAAAUGUUUUUAUUUCCUUGUCUUCACCUUUGGCAACAGAAGAGGGGAAAACCAGUUCUCAGCCAAUGGCCUUAACCUUUUCUCCCUCUCCAAACCCUGCCUGCCCUUAGAGCACUCGGAUGCAAGGCCACCAAUUUCAUCCAGAAACGCCCCAGAGGUGGUGAUGGGGCCACAGCUCCUCAUCAGGCACGGCGCUCAUUCGAGCCCUCCCUGCUCGGCCAGCCUGGUAUGUUCUGUUUGUCAGGGGUUUCUGAACGAGGUCUGUCCUGUUCCCAAGGGAUUUCCCACUUCCUGUGAUCAGUCUGCUGUCGAGGUUCAGCACCUGGAACCCGCCUCUUUGGCAGUGUGGUUUGGAAAACACCUCUCUGUGUCUGUGUGUGCCUUGAAGCACAUCCUGCGUGUGUGUGUGUACAAACCUUUGUGUUGCAUUGCUGCAGUCUGGGAGGGGGAGAGAAUCCAAGCUGGAGAUGCCCCUUCCUUCGUUCCCUGCAGUCACACCAAGUGUCCAUGAUGUGUUUUCUGUGCCAUUCCCACCACGCCAUGCAGCUCCUGAAUUCCUUUCCAGUCCUGGUUUCUCCUCAGUGCAAGGGAUGUCUGGCUGGUGAAGUGCUGAGUGUGUGGUGUGCUCAGAGCCCCGAGCCCCUGCUCCCCCCCUGGGCAGUCCUGUGGGCUCUUUGCUUUAAAUUGAGGCACUUUUAGACCCUCCUGGACUGUGCUGCAGCGCUUUUCCAAGCGUGGCUCUAGUGUUAAGCCGGGCAGAUCCAGCGUAGAUGCCACAGCGUGCCGCAGCCCUGCCUUGCAAACAGCUCCUGUCCUGCCUUCCUGUGCCAGGCUGUGCAAUGCUUUUGUUCUGAGCCAAAAAUGUCCAGCGAGCACCAGGGAGGGAGCACAUGCCCCUCUCUCAGCCCCAAAGCUGUGGAAGCAGAAGGCUUUAAUGACUGACCUCGCUGCUGUGCUAAAUAAAUAGUUGUCUUUUCUCUCGUA
This is a messenger RNA of Melospiza georgiana, 4111 nucleotides long. RefSeq names its product cell cycle exit and neuronal differentiation 1 (gene CEND1). The coding region runs from base 306 to 698 and encodes 130 amino acids. The transcript is spliced from 2 exons. Gene Ontology annotation, biological process: cerebellum development; cerebellar Purkinje cell differentiation; cerebellar granular layer maturation. NCBI's taxonomy places the organism in Eukaryota, Metazoa, Chordata, Aves, Passeriformes, Passerellidae. The record is from RefSeq and is a predicted model, not a curated record.